GUUUACACAUAACAACGGGAAAAGCUAAGAUAGGAAAAAUAUAUAAAUAAUUAGAUCUACUAACGAUAUUUUAAGAGCUGACUAAAUUUGAUUUUUCACCCCUAAAGAAAACAUAAAAAUUAUGAAAAAUGGGCAAGCGGAGAGGAGAAGCAGAUAAUCCUAAUGCAGAUUUUUGUGAAUUCCUAUUGGAACUGGCAUAUUAUGAAAAAAAUGUGACAAGAACCAUUCAUAAAUAUAAUGUGUAUCGUAAAGCAGCAAGUGUGCUUGCAAAGCAUCCUGUAAGGAUAAAAAGUGGAGCUGAAGCUAAAAAACUAGCUGGUAUUGGAAUAAAAAUUAGCAAAAAAAUUGAUGAGUUUAUAAAAUGUGGAAAAGUGGAUAAAGUUGAGAAGAUUAGAGUUGAUGAAACAAACAUGGCAAUAAGUGAACUUACUAAAGUUACAGGCAUUGGGGCUAAAACAGCAUAUGAUUUUGUCCAAGAAGGUAUUAAGUCAGUUGCAGAUUUAAGAAAAAAUUUAGAUAAGCUGAAUCAUCAACAAAAGAUUGGAGUCAAGUAUUUUGAAGAGUUUCAGCUACGAAUACCAAGGGAUGAAAUGAUUCAAAUAAAAAAUUUUGUCAAAGAUAUAAUACUUAAAAUGGACAACAAUUACAAAGUCAAGGUGUGUGGAAGUUUUCGAAGAGGUGCUGAAAGUAGUGGUGAUAUAGAUUUUCUUUUAACACACCCUAACUUCACAACAACAUCAAAAAAUAAGCCUGUCUACUUGCACGAUGUUAUAAAAAAACUUCAACAAAUUAAAUUUAUCACAGACACAUUAUCACAUGGAGAUUCCAAAUUUUUGGGUGUUUGUAGACUGCCCACUUCAGCUGAUGGAAAAGAAUUUUCUUUCAGGAGAAUAGACUUUAGGCUUCUUCCACAUGACCAGUACUACUGUGCAUUGCUCUCUUUUACUGGUUCAGACGUCUUCAAUAAAAUUAUGAGAAGUAAAGCUUUAGAACAAGGUUUUACUAUUAAUGAAUAUUCAAUCAGACCACUAGGCAGCACAGGAGUACCAGGGGAACCGUUACCUGUUACUUGUGAAGAAGAUAUUUUUGAAUAUAUAGGAAUGCCAUACAGAAGCCCUGUUGACAGGAAGGCUUAAUUAAUCACAUAAUUACAGACACUAAAUUCUGAAUUCAAAUUCAUUUAAUCCAAUUAUCUUAAUAUGCUGUGAUACAAGAACAUUCUUAUUUUAUAAUAACCAUGUAUUAUUUUUAAAUGUAUGUGGCUGGCCUUCAUUGUUUAGCAAAGUAUUGAAUGUGUGAUACAUUUAAGUAAUUUUUGCCACUAUAUAUGGUGGAAUGACUUUACUCAAUGUUUUUAUUGGUCUCUUUAUUUAUGAUUUUUUGAUACCAUCUUUUAUUAUAUAUAUUUUUAUGUGCCAUAAAAAGUAUGAAGUAUUUGUCAUACAGCAUUUUAGGAAACAGAAAACUUUAAAAUACAGCUUGUAUAUAAGCCCAUUUUCUACAUAUGCAUGUGAUGUUAAAGAAUGAAUUAUCUUCAAAAAGUUAUGUUGAAAAACUGGUGCUGAGUUUGAUCUUGAACUAAUAUAUCCAAAAUUAUAUAACAUAUAUAAUGUCACAUUAUGCUUCAAAGCUGUAUCAAAAACAAUACAUCAUGUACCUAGAUAUAUUUCUAAUUUUUUGCCACAAAUUACACCUUUUAUCAUUGCAAUUGGAUGUGGUAUUUAAGGUUUUUGGGGCUGUUGUCCAACAUCUUUGAUGACAAAUGUGUACACCAAAAGGACUUUACAUGACCUGUGUAUUUGGAAAUGGAUAAGUGAGGAGUAACUUUAUAUACAAUUCACGUUCUUGGGUAUUUUAACACAAGUAUUUAAUUAAUAAAUAAUGUAUACUAUAACAUUUUAAAAAUAGUUAUUCUACAUAAGUUUUUUUAUGUAAUGGAUGUAAAACUAAAUAAAAAAAUAUUAA
Molecule: messenger RNA, 1965 nt
Organism: Physella acuta
Lineage: Eukaryota; Metazoa; Mollusca; Gastropoda; Physidae
Product: DNA polymerase beta
Biological process (GO): base-excision repair; double-strand break repair via nonhomologous end joining
Cellular component (GO): nucleus
Molecular function (GO): DNA-directed DNA polymerase activity; DNA binding
Source: RefSeq, a predicted model, not a curated record